ACACUUUUCAAACGAAUUCCAACAAUCAAGGAAGAGAAAAUCCUAUCAGCAAAACGACUCACAACCCUGUACAAAGAUAAAAGUGGAACAGAUAUUAUCUCGAAUCAGGAAAGAUAUCGCCGAAGUCGAAGCAAGUUCGAGUUGUCUUCGCCAUCUCGCUUCUGCUCUUAUUCGAUCUCAUUUGAACGGGACCCAAUUUUCAUAGCUGGUCGGUACUGCAAAUAUUCUCGUACCCUACCACAGUCGCCGUGGUCUUCCGAGGACAAAGCAGCGCCAAAACUUCCUGGACAUUCGGUGUGUAUUAGUGAGAAUUUUGUUCUCCAGUACGAGUUCACUUUUAAGGUUUCUGAAAAAGUAUGUGAGCCCUUGAAGAAAAGAUUCGCUGCAUCCGAUGCUCGCUUUGUGGCGUCUGGAAGAGAAGAUCUAGAUGUGCGAAUGUUAGGCCGGGGCCGUCCUUUCACUGUCGAGCUACGUAACUGCCAUCUUACGUCUUCUCUGUCAGGAACAGACUACGUAGGAACCUUGCAGAAUGUCGAAAUAGAAAUCAACAACAUGCAUCCCGAUAUAGAAGUGAAAUACCUUACCAGAAUCUCAAGAGAAGAGGCCGAGCUCAUUAGCUUAGGCGAAGAAGGUAAAAUUAAAUAUUAGAA
Molecule: messenger RNA, 650 nt
Organism: Strongylus vulgaris
Lineage: Eukaryota; Metazoa; Nematoda; Chromadorea; Rhabditida; Strongylidae
Source: the annotation of a GenBank genome assembly